Bufo bufo (common toad) is the source of this 1074-nucleotide messenger RNA. RefSeq names its product regulator of microtubule dynamics 1 (gene RMDN1). Gene Ontology annotation, molecular function: microtubule binding. NCBI's taxonomy places the organism in Eukaryota, Metazoa, Chordata, Amphibia, Anura, Bufonidae. Gene Ontology annotation, cellular component: cytoplasm; mitotic spindle pole; spindle microtubule. The record is from RefSeq and is a predicted model, not a curated record. The coding region runs from base 109 to 1020 and encodes 303 amino acids. The transcript is spliced from 10 exons.
CGUGACCGUGACGUCAUCCAGGGUCCUGCGCCUCCCUGAGAUCCACCUGGAGCGGUGAGCGCAGUGUGCGCCUAGGAUCAGUGCGGUGACAGCACAGCCGGGAGCGGGAUGGCUGCGGGGGCGCGGAGCACCGGACUCGUCUGGCUGCAGCGACUACGACGCGGCCAUGUCUCUGGGCUGACGGGCUCUUCCGCCGGCGCUCAUGCCCCAAAGAAAAGUGCCUUACUGGAGAAGGGUCUUGUGCUGUCCUCCUUGUCUUUUCUUGCUAUUGGAUCCUAUAGAUGGAAGAACAGACAUGCCGUAGUAUACGCCAGUAUUAAAGUUGAAGAUGUGAAGGAGCAAGCGGAUUAUCUUUAUGGAAGUGGAGAGCUGGAGAAGUUAUAUGAAUUUCUGAGCCAGUACAAGGACAGUAACGAUGCUCAGCUUCUCUGGAGACUUGCCCGGGCUUGUCGAGAUUUGGCUGUACUCGGCAAAACUGCCCCCAACGACCGAAAACGAUUGGUGUAUGACUCUCGAGAUUUUUCCAAAAAAGCCCUGGAACUAAAUGCGUCCUGCGCUGAAGCUCAUAAGUGGUACGGCAUAUGCCUCAGUGACGUGGGAGAGUAUGAAGGCACCAAAGUGAAAAUUGGAAAUGCUUAUAUCAUAAGAGACCACUUCAAGAGAUCCAUAGAGCUGAAUCCAAAAGAUGCCACCACCAUUCAUCUUAUUGGGCUCUGGUGCUACAUGUUUGCGGAUUUGCCCUGGUACCAGAAAAAAAUAGCUUCUGCCUUAUUUGCAACUCCUCCUUCUUCAACAUUUGAGGAGGCUUUAAUAUAUUUUGAGAUGGCGGAAGAAGUUGAUCCAAAUUUCUACAGCAAGAACUUAUUAUAUUUGGGGAAGACCUUUCUAAAGCUGAAGAACAAGGAGUUGGCCUUACUGUGGCUGCACAAAGCUAAAGUAUACCCCGUGCGAACGGAGGAGCAGAAGGAGGUCCAUAAGGAAGCUACUGAUAUUCUGAAGUCCUUGGGUGUAAAAGUCUGAUUCUUCCAGCCUAUGACAUACCAUCAUACCUCAAUCAACACAAUAGGAAUUAAC